AUGCCAGAACCGAUCGAAUAUACUUAUGCUAUUGAAUUAGUUCGUUCUAGUGGCAACGCUUCUAAUCACACAGUACAAGGGACAGGGCAAUUUCAACCAGGCUGGAAAAAUGGAUGGAAAUCAUUUUAUUAUGUUGAAGAUUUGGCUUCAGAUGGCUUUUUAUGUCCAAACGAAGAUAAAAUUAAGUUUAUUUUCAAAUUACGACCGACGACAAUUUUUGAAUAUCGAAAAGUUCUUGAAUGGCAUCUCAAUCAAAUUGAACACAAGAGAAAACAUGAUGAACAUGCUAUUGCUCGUUUAGAACAGAACAAGAAAUGGCUCGAACGCACUGCUAGUGAACAACGAAGUAAAAUCGAAAAAAUUGAAAGGAGAGAAAGUGAAUUGAAAGAAUCACAUGCAAGCAAACGGAAAGACCAUGAAAUUAUUGCCGGUCAAAGUUGUGAAUUGAAAGCUUUGAAAAGAGAAAAUGAAUCACUUAAAAGAAAAUUGAGUAAUAUCGCUGCUGCUCAAAAACGGCAUAUUCAAUUAUGCAUAUUAGCUGAAUUACUUUCUAGAUUUCGAUCAUGUCUCGAUUGUAUUAAACAUAGUGCCAGUUCUUAUAUUCUUGCUAAAGUAGAUAAAGAAAAUUAA
Rotaria sp. Silwood1 is the source of this 630-nucleotide messenger RNA. The record is from the annotation of a GenBank genome assembly. NCBI's taxonomy places the organism in Eukaryota, Metazoa, Rotifera, Eurotatoria, Philodinida, Philodinidae.